Siniperca chuatsi (mandarin fish) is the source of this 1803-nucleotide messenger RNA. It is a transcript of the gene r3hdml, whose product is annotated as R3H domain containing-like. The transcript is spliced from 7 exons. The record is from RefSeq and is a predicted model, not a curated record. NCBI's taxonomy places the organism in Eukaryota, Metazoa, Chordata, Actinopteri, Centrarchiformes, Sinipercidae. The coding region runs from base 375 to 1190 and encodes 271 amino acids.
AUCAAAAAGGCUGCGGCUUUGCUUUGCAGAGUGGAAAAUGUUGCUGAAUUAUUAAAACAAACUCUUCAGACUUAGCUCUGAGAUUACUCACACACUCAGGAGGAGAAGCUGCCCGUUGACUGCGCUGUUUUACUGUCCACCUGCCUGCUGACACUGCAUUGACUGACUGUAGAGAGGAAGAACGAGACAGACUGUAAAUUUAGGAAGGAAGGAAGAAAGAAGAAGACGAAGUGUACAGGAGGGUUUUGUGCGUCAGAAAACCAUCUCGGCCCAGUUAAAACGCUCUGCCACACAUGAUAAAUAGGCUUGUUUGCAAAGGCUCAUGCUGAAGCGAGGGUCUCCUCUGCUUCUCUGCUCUGUGAAAGGAUCCACUGAUGAAGAGUUGUGCAGGGACGUGGUGCAGCUCCAGCCUCCCCCUCCACAGGGCUCAGAUGGGUGCUGCUUGUGCUCAGCUCCUGUUGACUGCCACCCUGUGGAUGAUGCCUCACAUGGGAGCUGCUGCUGCUGCUGCUGUGCUGACGAGCUCCACAGAGCUGCUCAACACGACCAGGGCUGGACCUGAGACAGAGUCUGACUUCAGGGUGCUCACUGGAGCUGUCGGUGCACCUCACAGCAGACGUAAGCGAGCCAUUUCAUUCAAAGAAAUCAACGCCCUGCUGGAUUACCACAACCGAGUCCGCUCUCAGGUCUUCCCCCCUGCAGCCAACAUGGAGUACAUGCUCUGGGAUGAGGGACUUGCUAAGUCAGCUGACUCUUGGGCUUCACGAUGCGUUUGGGAUCACGGCCCGACACAGGCCAUGAAAUACAUGGGCCAAAACCUGUCAAUCACUUCAGGAAGGUACCAGUCCAUCACUGAUCUGGUCAGGUCCUGGUACGAUGAGCGGCACCACUUCUCCUACCCGAACAGAUGCAGUGGAUCAGUGUGUUCUCACUACACACAGAUGGUGUGGGCGAGCACCAACAAAAUGGGAUGUGCUGUCAGGAAGUGCUCUAAUAUGUACGUGUUUGGGAGCACCUGGAGGGAGGCGAUGCUGCUGGUCUGCAACUACUCUAUAAAAGGAAACUGGGUGGGAGAGGCUCCCUAUAAGAGCGGGAAGCCUUGUUCCGUCUGUCCUUCCAGCUACGGCGGCUCCUGCUGGAGAAACCAGUGCUCCCCAAACACAAAACCCAAAAGACUUGCAAGAUAUUAACACGACACAGUGUUUUAAAGGUGUUUUAAUGGAAGAAAGAGAAAAAUUACAAAGUCAUAAUCCAUGUAAAGUCUUACCGUUUUAACCGACACAAGGGCUGCAUAACAAGAAAACUAUGACAAAUAGAAAAUGAUGCAGCUGUCCAGUUACACUACAUUCAAAGUGAAUCUUCAUUAAUGUUUCACACACAGUUGAGCUGAUGUAGGGGUAUGAAUGAAUCCACAUGUCACUAAGAAAAUAAUAUUGAAAACAAGAAGUAAUUUUCUUUCAUUGGGUGAAAUAGUUGCCUGUUUUUAUACUUGUUGAAGACAUCUACAGCGAGUUUUUGCACUGUUAUUGAUGAAUUUGUUGGUUUAAGUGACUUUUGAGAGGCAUUGACCAAAAUUGAAGCACUUUUGUUGUACAGAUUAUACUUACGGUAACCUUGGAUGUGUUAUUGAUUCUCUUUCUAACUUGAUUGAACAUUUUUCUUUGUUCAGUGUGAAAAACUUCAUUCCUGCAGUAAACUCGAAUUUGUUUAAUUCAGGGUUGUCUGUUUGCCUGACUGAAUAUUAAUUACGUUAUAAAUAACUGAUGACGCUGUAUGUCCCUAUAAAUAAUCUGCUGUGCACUA